Molecule: messenger RNA, 2148 nt
Organism: Fonsecaea pedrosoi CBS 271.37
Lineage: Eukaryota; Fungi; Ascomycota; Eurotiomycetes; Chaetothyriales; Herpotrichiellaceae
Exons: 16
Coding region: 1-2148 (715 amino acids)
Biological process (GO): NAD+ biosynthetic process
Cellular component (GO): cytoplasm
Molecular function (GO): ATP binding; glutaminase activity; NAD+ synthase (glutamine-hydrolyzing) activity
Source: RefSeq, a predicted model, not a curated record
AUGGGCAAGCUUGUGACAGUAGCGACGUGCUCCCUCAACCAGUGGGCCCUUGAUUUUGACGGCAAUGCGGAGCGCAUAAUCACAAGUAUCAAGCAAGCCAAGGCAGCGGGAGCUCGGCUGAGAGUCGGUCCUGAGCUGGAGGUUUGCGGAUAUGGACCAAUCACUAACCAUGCCAGCUUGGAGGGUGACCUCUUUCUUCACUGCUGGGAAUCUCUGGCAACCAUCAUCACCCACCCAGAUGUUAGCGACUGUAUCCUCGACAUCGGCAUGCCUGUGCGCCACAAUUCAGUCCGCUACAACUGUCGCGUUAUUGUGUUGAACAAGAAGAUCCUCCUCAUCCGUCCCAAAAUGGCCAUGUGCGAGGAAGGCAACUACUUUGAGUCUCGGUGGUUCACUCCGUGGACACGGAAACGAGAAGUCGAAGACUACCCGCUCGAAGAUGCAAUUAGCAGCGUCACAGGCCAGCGAACUGCACCGUUUGGAGACGGCGUCCUCCAGACCAUUGACACGCUGGUCGGCGCAGAAACGUGUGAAGAGCUGUUCACUCCAAAUGCUCCUCAUAUCCAUAUGGGAUUGAAUGGCGUCGAGAUCUUUGUGAACUCCAGUGGCUCGCACUACGAAUUGAGAAAGCUGCAAACCCGUGUCUCUCUCAUUCGGGAGGCCACGAGACAGAAUGGUGGUAUCUACGUGUAUUCCAAUCAACGAGGCUGCUCGGGAGACAGAUUGUACUAUGAUGGCUGUGCCAUGAUCUUCGUGAACGGCAGACUGUUGGCUCAAGGGAGCCAGUUCAGCUUGAACGACGUUGAGACUAUCACCGCAAAUGUCGAUCUCGAAGAUGUGCGGUCAUUCCGUGUCUCUCACUCGCGAGGUCUCCAGGGCGCCGAGGCCCUCCCAUAUCCUCGUAUACCAGUCGAUCUCCGCUUGACGCACCCAGGCCUCGAACAGACCGGCAAAUUCCUCGCCCCCUCUCCGGAUAUCCCAAUUCGCUAUCAUUCUGCCGCUGAGGAAAUUGAAUUCGCCCCAGCUCUUUGGCUUUGGGACUACUUGAGGCGUUCUAGAACGGCGGGUUUCUUCCUGCCUUUGUCUGGUGGGAUCGACUCUGCAUCUACGGCUGUCCUUGUAUUUUCAAUGUGUCGGCUGCUGUAUGACGCUAUCACAUCCGAAAAAACCCUACCUCACACAAAGGAGCUCGUUUUGGAUGACCUCCGACGAGUCUGCGCACAAGCCGACGACUGGACCCCAUCGAGUCCACAGGAAAUCUGCAGUCACAUUUUUCACUCUACCUACAUGGGAUCGAAGAACAGUAGCAAGGAGACCCGGUCUCGAGCAGCGGCGCUUGCGAAAGCCAUUGGAUCCUAUCACAUUGACCUCAACAUUGAUGGUGUUGUGUCUGCUCUUACCACAUUAUUCACUACUGUCACCGGAUUUACCCCGAGCUUUACUUCCAGUAAUCCGUCCGAAGGGCUUGCUCUACAGUAUGUGAAUCAAACCUGCGGCUCAUGCCUUCUUUCCUCCUUUCAUGCCCAACUCUUACCGAGUGUCCGAAAGCGCAAAGGAGGCGGUGGUCUUCUAGUUCUCGGCUCCGCCAAUGUUGACGAGCAGCUCCGUGGGUACUUGACCAAGUACGAUGCGAGUAGCGCGGAUAUAAACCCAAUCGGCGGCAUAUCUAAGGUCGAUCUUCGAAUGUUCCUCGCUCAUGCCCGGGACAAUCUCGACCUCCCUCUUUUACAAGGCUUCCUCGACGCCACCCCAACCGCCGAGCUGAUCCCGACGACCAAUGCCGAUGCCCACACCCAAUCCGACGAGGAGGAAAUGGGCAUGACAUACGCCGAGCUCAGUGUGCUCGGCCGUCUGCGCAAAGUUGGACGUCUCGGCCCAUGGGGCGUCUUUGAAAAGGUAAUUGUUCUGGCUUCAUUGUUCAUGACGCCGCGUGCCGUGUAUGAGAAAGUGCGGAAAUUCUUUUAUUACUAUGCAAUCAACAGACAUAAGCAGACUACCCUCACUCCGGGAUUGCACAUGGAACAAUAUUCGCCGGAUGAUCAUCGAUAUGACAUGAGACCCUUCUUAUACCCCAGCUUCACAGCGCAGUACCGCAAGAUGGAGCACGCAGUCAAGGUACUUGAAGACAGUGCGAGAAAUGGUGCUUGA